UUUCCAACUAUACGGGUGUCCAGAAGUUGUUUUUUUCCCUUCUCACACCCAGUGUAGUUGGAGGAUCUUGUGAAACAGCUUCUCGCGGUGUCCUAUCGCUUUAUUGAACUGAUGAGUAGGCCUACCAAAGAAACAUCUCACAGCUACAUAGUUCUCAUCGGGCGUGUGUAUGAAUGACUUGACGAGAAGCUCUGAAUACGGCGUGACAACCUGUUGACCGGAGGCAAAAUGCUGCCAGGUACAUUCCUUACUGGACCUUUGCGUACCAUCUUGGUGGGGAUCCUUGGUAUAGGAGGAUUUCUGACGCUGUUUGUAAUGUACUAUCAAUCAGCUCCAUCUCCGAUCUGCCCUCCCCAACCUGCUUUGCCACGUCAUUACUCAAAGCCAUCUGAGAACAGCUCCUUGUCUAAGAAGCAGCCAGACAAGCCCAUCAUGCUGUUGUGGUUCUGGCCUGAAAACCGCAGGUUUGAUUUUAGCGAUUGCACCACUUUCUUCAACAUUGAUGGCUGCCAACUGACAGAUGACCAGUCUCUGUACAACAAGGCAGACGGGGUGCUCAUCUUUCACAAAUCCAUCAAACAUGAUUUAUCCAACUUGCCUCCAUCACCUCGACCACCAUUCCAGAAGUGGAUCUGGUAUCAUGUGGAAUCACCUACAAACACAAUUAGAAUACCUGGUCUAGAGAACCUUUUCAACUUGACCUUGAGUUAUAGGGAAGAUGCAGACAUCCCUGUACGUUGGCGCUUAACUGCAAGGAAAGGUCAGGGUGAGGACUUUGUGCUGCCCAAGAAGGAUAAAUUAGUUUGCUGGAUUGUGAGUAACAAUAACCCUGCAACUGGAACAGCAGUAAGGGAUAACUAUUACAGAGAACUUGUCAAACAUAUUAAGGUGGAUGUCUAUGGAAAAGCCUUUGCUAGAUUUUUGAGAUAUGAGGACUACUUCUCAACACUCUCCAGCUGUAAGUUCUACCUCUCCUUUGAGAACUCAGUCCACAGAGACUACAUCACUGAGAAGCUUAACGGACCACUUGCAGCAGGAACAGUGCCAGUAGUAUUGGGCCCACCGAGACAGAACUAUGAGGACUUUGUCCCGGGAGAUUCCUUCAUCCAUGUUAAUGACUUUCCCAAUGCAAAAGCCCUGGCUGAAUUCCUCCUGAAGUUGGACAAGGAUGAUGAGGCAUAUCUGCACUACUUUCAGUGGCGUAGAAACUUAUUUGCUCAGCAACAUCUAAUUCAACUGAGUCAAGAGUUCAUCCAAGCUAUUUGUUAUGCCUGUGACCAUGUAGGAAAACAUAAGGAGUACAGGGUUGUGCACAAUAUUUACAAAUGGUAUUUUGGUUAAUCAGACUUACACCCUCUUCUGUGUACAGUGGGGCAAAAAAGUAUUGUCAGCCACCAAUUGUGCAGGUUCUCCCACUUAAAAAGAUGAGGCCUGUAAUUUUCAUCAUAGGUACACUUCAACUAUGACAGACAAAAUGCAAGAAAAAAAAUCCAGAAAAUCACAUUGUAGGAUUUUUAUAUGAAUUUAUUUGCAAAUUAUUGUGGAAAAUAUGUAUUUGGUCAAUAACAAAAGUUUCUCAAUACUUUAUAUACCUUUUGUUGGCAAUGACAGAGGUCAAAUGUUUUCUAUAAGUCUUCACAAGGUUUUCACACACUGUUGCUGGUAUUUUGGCCCAUUCCUCCAUGCAGAUCUCCUCUAGAGCAGUGAUGUUUUGGGGCUGUUGCUGGGCAAUACGGACUUUCAACUCCCUCCAAAGAUUUUCUAAAGGGUUUAGAUCUGGAGACUGGCUUGGCCACUCCAGGACCUUGAAAUGCUUCUUACGAAGCCACUCCUUCGUUGCCCGGGCGGUGUGUUUGGGCUCAUUGUCAUGCUGAAAGACCCAGCCAUGUUUCAUCUUCAAUGCCCUUGCUGAUGGAAGGAGGUUUUCACUCAAAAUCUCACGAUACAUGGCCCCAUUCAUUCUUUCCUUUACACGGAUCACUCGUCCUGGUCCCUUUGCAGAAAAACAGCCCCAAAGCAUGAUGUUUCCACCCCCAUGUUUCACAGUAGGUGUGGUGUUCUUUGGAUGCAACUCAGCAUUCUUUGUCCUCCAAACACGACGAGUUGAGUUUUUACCAAAAAGUUAUAUUUUGGUUUCAUCUGACCAUAUGACAUUCUCCCAAUCUUCUUCUGGAUCAUCCAAAUGCUCUCUAGCAAACUUUCGAUGGGCCUGGACAUGUACUGGCUUAAGCAGGGGGACACGUCUGGCACUGCAGGAUUUGAGUCCCUGGCGGCAUAGUGUGUUACUGAUGGUAGGCUUUGUUACUUUGGUCCCAGCUCUCUGCAGGUCAUUCACUAGGUCCCUCUGUGUGGUUCUGGGAUUUUUGCUCACCGUUCUUGUGAUCAUUUUGACCCCACGGGGUGAGAUCUUGCCGUGGAGCCCCAGAUCGAGUGAGAUUAUCAGUGGUCUUGUAUGUCUUCCAUUUCCUAAUAAUUGUUCCCACAGUUGAUUUCUUCAAACCAAGCUGCUUACCUAUUGCAGAUUCAGUCUUCCCAGCCUGGUGCAGGUCUACAAUUUUGUUUCUGGUGUCCUUUGACAGCUCUUUGGUCUUGGCCAUAGUGGAGUUUGGAGUGUGACUGUUUGAGGUUGUGGACAGGUGUCUUUUAUACUGAUAACAAGUUCAAACAGGUGCCAUUAAUACAGGUAACGAGUGGAGGACAGAGGAGCCUCUUAAAGAAGAAGUUACAGGUCUGUGAGAGCCAGAAAUCUUGCUUCUUUGUAGGUGACCAAAUACUUAUUUUCCACCAUAAUUUGCAAAAAAAUUCAUUAAAAUCCUACAAUGUGAUUUUCUGGAUUUAAGUGUACCUAUGAUGAAAAUUACGGGCCUCAUCUUUUUAAGUGGGAGAACUUGCACAAUUGGUGGCUGACUAAAUACUUUUUUGCCCCACUGUAUGUCUAUUACCACCAUAUUAUCCUGUCAAUGUACCAUGUUCCAGGGUGGAAUUUGGUCACACCCAGCAACCCACCAUAGCAAUGUUCUCACAGUGCCUUUAUGACCUAUUACCUGUGUACACACUACCUGUAGGAGAAGUGUACCUGGAUGUCGACCUGUUCUUGCUAGGUUUUUAAGUGCCCGUUGUAAAAAUGACACCCGGAACCAUUCACAAUCUUAUGCAACAACAACCUCUGCGUUCUUUCCUGUUUGAAAUACUACUUGAUUGUUUUAUAUCUUUUACAUGUUUUUUAAGCUGAAAUAAUUAUGUAAAAAAGUGAUUAAUGUAAUGAAUUGUCCAUGAAAUGAGACAGUUACACAUCAUAGAGACUUGAAACUGAGUGUGGCUUGAAGAGCAGCUGCAGUGUACUGUAAAACAUCCUAUAAAUGCUAAGCCUCUUUUUCUACGUUGUGAAGUUUGGUACCACUGGAGGGAAAUGGUGUUUGUGUUAAAUGUAAUAUAUUACAUUUAACACAAUCAUUUAUUUGAACUAAGUAAGUCAGUUAAGAACAAAUUCUUAUUUAAAAUGACGGCCUACCGGGGAACAGUGUGUAACCUAUCGGUUACUGAAGGUGUUAUCUCAAUGUCUUAUUUCUGGUUAACAAUUGACCUUUUACAGCAGUAGGUGAAAUCAGGAUCAAAGAGUGAUUCUUGGUAGUCUUAAACAAAUCUACUUUGAAACAGAAGUAUACACCUCACACAUGGUUAUGGGCUUUAAAAUAAAAAGACACCUGUGCCAUGUCAGACAUGCAUAAUAGAAGACUGACAUAUAACGGGGCGGCAGGGUAGCCUAGUGGUUAGAGCGUUGGACUAGUAACCGGAAGGUUGCAAGUUCAAACCCCCGAGCUGACAAGGUACAUCUGUCGUUCUGCCCCUGAACAGGCAGUUAACCCACUGUUCCUAGGCCGUCAUUGAAAAUAUGAAUCUGUUCUUAACUGACUUGCCUAGUUAAAUAAAGGUAAAAAUUUAAAAAAAUAACAAAACUGUUUGACAAAGCCACACUGGAUUUUAUGUGUAAAAGGAAAGAAAAAAAAGUUUAAGAAAAAUAUGAAUAACAUGCCACCCAUGAGGGCAAUUUGUUCAUUUGACUGCAGGAAAGGCCUUGCUGUGAUUUUGUUUCUAUUUGAAUGUUUUCAUAAAACAAUAAACGGCAUCUUCGCAAAGAGCAGUGAUGUAAAGUACUUAAGUAGAAAUACUUUAAAGAACUAGUUAAAUAGUUUUGGGCGUAUCUGUACUUUACUAUUUAUAUUUUUGACUACUUUUACUUCACUACAUUCCUAAAGAAAAUAAUUUACUUUUUUUCCUUUAACUCAAAAGUACUCGUUGCAUUUUGAAUGGCUAGCAUGACAGCUGGUCCAGUUCACGCAAUUAUCAAGAGAACAUCCCUGGUCAUCCCUAUUGCCUUAUGAUCUAGCGAACUAACUAAACACAGGCUUAGUUUGUAAAUGAUGUCUGUGUUGGAGUGUGCCCCUGGUUAUUUGUAAAUAAAUGGUGAAUUAAAGAAAA
This is a messenger RNA of Oncorhynchus nerka (sockeye salmon), 4479 nucleotides long. Its product is annotated as 4-galactosyl-N-acetylglucosaminide 3-alpha-L-fucosyltransferase 9-like. Gene Ontology annotation, cellular component: membrane. The record is from RefSeq and is a predicted model, not a curated record. NCBI's taxonomy places the organism in Eukaryota, Metazoa, Chordata, Actinopteri, Salmoniformes, Salmonidae. The coding region runs from base 229 to 1341 and encodes 370 amino acids. The transcript has 2 exons. Gene Ontology annotation, molecular function: alpha-(1->3)-fucosyltransferase activity.